GUGAUAAUGACGGGGGGUUGUCAAGAGCUGAUGUUGGGCUGAUUCUGGUCUUGGUGGCCGGUGGCCGGUGGCGGGUAAAUAUAAAGCGGCAACGGGGGCUGGACACCGCCAGGACCUCGCAGGGUGAUACAUACCUGCACUUACAGUGACUGACAGCACCACCACUGUUAUAAUAACACCCCCCUCCCCCCCCAUGUUAUAAUAACACCCCCCUCCCCCCGUAUUUAUAAUAACACCCCCCCUCCCCCCCCCAUGUUAUAAUAACACCCCCUCCCCAUGUUAUAUGCUUACCCCCCUCCCCAUAUUGCAUCUUACCCCCCACCUCCCCCCCAUGUUAUAAUAACACCCCCUCCCCCAUGUUAUAAUAUACCUCCCCAUGUUAUAAUAACACCCCCCCUCCCCAUGUUAUAAUAUACCCCUCCCCAUGUUAUAAUAACACCCCCCUCCCCAUGUUAUAAUAACACCCCCCUCCCCCAUGUUAUAAUAACACCCCCCUCCCCCAUGUUGUAUUAGCACCUCCCCCAUGUACAAUAACACCCCCCUCCCCAUGUUAUAAUAAUACCCCCACCCCAUGUUAUACAAUAACACCCCCCUCCCUGGUUAUAUGCUUACCCCCUCCCCCAUGUUACUUACUUUUGUAUUUAUAAUAUACCCCCCAUGUUAUAACCUCCCCUCCCAAUAUUUAUAAUAACACCCCCCCAUGUUAUAAUAACACCCCCACCCCCUCCAUGUUAUAAUAACACCCCCCCAUGUUAUAAUAACACCCCCACCCCCUCCAUGUUAUAAUAACACCCCCUCUCCCCCAUGUUAUAAUAACACCCCCUCUCCCCCAUGUUAUAAUAAUACCCCCCCUCCAUGUUAUAAUAACUAUAUAUCUAAAAAUCCCCUCCAUGUUAUAUAGUUAUAACAUGGAGGGGAUUUUUAGAUAUAUAGUUAUUAUAACAUGGAGGGAUUAUUAGAUAUAGUUAUAACAUGGAGGGAUUAUUAGAUAUAGUUAUAACAUGGAGGGAUUAUUAGAUAUAUUUAUAACAUGGAGGGGAUUAUUAGAUAUAUAGUUAUUAUAACAUGGAGGGAUUAUUAGAUAUAGUUAUAACAUGGAGGGAUUAUUAGAUAUAUUUAUAACAUGGAGGGGAUUAUUAGAUAUAUAGUUAUUAUAACAUGGAGGGGAUUAUUAGAUAUAGUUAUAACAUGGAGGGAUUAUUAGAUAUAGUUAUAACAUGGAGGGAUUAUUAGAUAUAGUUAUAACAUGGAGGGGAUUAUUAGAUAUAUAGUUAUUAUAACAUGGGGGAUUAUUAGAUAUAUAGUUAUUAUAACAUGGGGGGAUUAUUAUAGCAUGGAGGGGAGGUAUUAUAACAUGGGAUGCAUUAUUAUAACAUGGAGGGGGUAUUAAUAUAACAUGGGGGGUAUUAAUAUAACAUAGAGGGGAUUAUUAGAUAUAUAGUUAAUGCCAGUAGCGACCUAACACAUGCCACUGUAAGUAGUAUACCAUUUUCUAACAUUUUGACUUCUUAUGUGGGGUGUGUCAGGCACUGCUCCCGGUCGCUUUGCCCUGCAUAUCCGCUGCUGCUGGGGGUGCCUGAAGGAUCCUAAGUAAGAAGUCAAACUGUUAAAAAAAAAAAAAUUUCUAAACCCCAAAUAAAAAAAUAAAAACACUAAACAAAAAUACUUUGACUAAAUACAUAGGGUGAGCCCAAGGACAAUCCUGGUACCAUAACCACCUACCACUACUACAAAUGUAUGUCUUACAUUUGGCACACUGAGGCUAUAUAUAGUAAUUUAGAACAUUUAUAAAUUUUCAUGCAAUUAAGUGUAAAGUCAUUUUGGAGCAGAGCUUAAUUAACUUAUUGCGGAGUAAUGGCUGUUUAUACUGGUGUAAUUCUAUGUAUAAUGAUAGUCUUUAACCCCUUAAGGACCAAACUUCUGGAAUAAAAGGGAAUCAUGACAUGUCACACAUGCAAAUAAUGAUAUUGAUUCUCAAUGUAUGCACAUUCAGUAUUAAGUUAACUCGUGUUAAUCUCCUUUAUUUACCAUUCUAUAUUAUACAUCAUCAUUAAUACAUUUGGUUUUGAAUGAUUUCAGGAACUGAUUGGAAUUGGGGAGGUUUGAAAGCUCAUGGUUUUGGUGUCACGUCUAAUCUGCUAUUCUGGAAAUGGCAGACAAAUUGACUGAAGAACAGAAAAGGAAAAUAGAGGAGAACAGGCUGAAAGCAUUGGCUCGGAGAGCAGAGAGACUUGCAGCCCUGCAAAAUAAAAUCAAAGAUGGUAUAACGCAGCCCACAAUCUCUGGCUUUUUUAACAUACGGACGACAGAGACACAACCAUCAGGAAUCGGUACCUAUAAGCGGGAAAGUAGUACACCAGCAAGGACAGUGUUUGAAAAUAAUAGCAAUAAGUUGCAUGUUUAUCAGAAGGAUAAUGGUAGUGAUGGAGGUCUGCCGUCAUUCGCUGCAAGCAAGCAACAUGGAAGCAGUUCGGAGUUAAAGGGACAGACAUCCUCUGUUUUGUCUAAACAGACUUCUUAUGUUCUGGGAGACUCCAACUUGUUACGUUCGUGUAAGACUACUGGAGAAGCUGGACCUUUAACAAGUGCUGGCACUAAGGUCACCGCACUGGAAGUACCCAAACCUACCAAUGAUGUUUCAAAAUCACCUAACCUACAGACUGGCAUUGUAACGGCCGCCCCUGGCCCUACAUGUUCAAAUGACUCUUUAAACAAUUCUGCAGAAAGUUCCAAACCAGCAACACCAUCCGGUAGCAAGACAGUUGGUGAAACAAGAUCAUUUAGGAAUACAAGUAAUGUUAAACAGUUCUAUUGCCCUUUAGCACCGCCAAACUCAACGGCACUUACUGGUAGCACGAUAGUGCGUGAAAUCCCCUGCUUUAAGCAAAAUUCGAAUACAGUAUCAGUAACGAAGAAAGAUGUAAAGUGCAUUAAAGGGAGAUGUGUUAAACAUGAUGAGAAUCGUUUCCGUGUUGAAGUGGGGUACAAUGCUGCCUUAAUCUCCUUGUUUAAACUCAUGCCAAGUAAAGUAUAUGGUGAGUGCGACAGCUACUUUUGUGGUCUAUUCUGUGUACUCGUGAUUGUUAUUAUUAAUAUCUAUAAAGUGCCAACAAGUUACGCAGCACUGUACAAUGGGUGGACUAACAUGAGUUGGACACACAAGAACAGAGGGAUUGGGGGCCUGCUCAAUGAGUUUACGUGCUAGAGGGAGUGGGGUGUAGUGACACAAAAGGUAAGGAUAGGGUAGAAAAGUACUUUGGUAGGAUAGUAUUCAUUUAGGGCUUAGUGUUGUUUUGAUGACAGUUGCAGGAGAGGAAUCUGGGUGCGGGGAGAGAAAGCUGUUCACAGUUUAAUUGAUAUGCUUUCCUAAAGAUGAAAGAGUAGAUCUUUGCCUUUUUCAAGAGAGAUGGGAAACCCCCACAACCUUAAAUCUAUUUUGUAUUUUAAUUUAUCUCUUGGUCAGUAUAAAGUUUACUAAAAUUCUGCAUAAACAAACGCAGAGAUUAAAGGGACACUAUAAUCACCAAAACUGUAGCUUAAUUAGUUUUAGUGUAUAGAUGCCCCUGCAGUCUUACUGCUCAAUUCUCUGCCUUUUAGGAGUUAAAUCACUUUGUUUAUACAGCCCCAGUCACUCCUCCCUGCAUGUGACCUACACAGCUUUCCUAAACACUUCCUGUAAACAAUUGUUUAAUGUUAAUACUUUUUUUGCAAAUUCUGUUUAAUUCUGAACUUCUUAUCUCCAGGAGCCCUUCUGUGUGUGAUUAAAGUUCAGUUCACAGAGCAGGAGAUAGAAAUGUUUAAAGUAAGAUACAUUUGAUUGAAAGUGAAACCAUUUUCAUGCAGGCUCUGUCAACCAUAGCCAGGGGAGGUGUGGCUAGAGCUGCAUAAACAGAAACAAAACUGAUCUAACUCCUAAAUGACAGAGAAUUGAUUUUCUAAGCUAUUUUUUUGUUGUUGUUCCUUCUGAAUAUCCUCGACUCUCAAUUAGUCCACUUGCAUGUGUGCCCUCUCCAUUUUAUCAGGGAGUAAUUGGAUGGGCAGACAUACAAGUGAGAAGAUCUCCCACAUCUUUCUCCAUUUCACACCCACAUAUGUAUAUCUCCCUAUCCAUCCCACAUAUGUCCAUCUUUCUCCAUUCCACCCCAUUUGUAACUUUCUGUCUCCAUGCCAGUCUCCAUAUUCUAUUAUUUUUUUUAUUUUUUUUUGACCCACUAUUUUGAUAAUUAUAUAAAUGCAUUGAAAACAAAGUGUAAACAAUAUAAAUCUAAUGUAGAUUAUCAUUUUGAUCUUCUUAAAGGAACACUGUAGGCACCCAGAUCACUUCAGCUAAUUGAAUUGGUCUGGGUGCUGUGUCUCUUUUGCACCUAGUGCUGCAAUGUAAAACAUUGCAUUUCCAGAGAAACUCUGUUUACAUUGCAGCACUAAGUCUGCCCUCAGUGGCUGUCUACCAGACAGCCAGUGGGGGUGCUUCUGGAAUCCAAACGGGCUUUUGGUCCGUUAGGACGUUGGACGUCCUCAUGCUCUGCAUGAGAACCUCCAGUGUCAGAUUUUCCCCAUAGGCAAAGUCUGACCCAGUGGCUGGAUUCAGGUAAGUGGCUGAGGGUUUUUUAACCCCUUCCAUCCUGCAGGAGAGGUGGACCUAUAGUGCCAGGAAAUAGGCUUUGUUUUCCUGGCACUAUAGGAUCCAUUAAAUACAGCUAAAGUUUCACUCAUGGUAAUACAAAUGUAUCUUAAUUCACAUCUGUAUAAACUGAUCUUUACUUUUGUUAACCUUUUAUUUAAUUUUUUUAUAGAUCCUGGAACAAAAAUGUGGAACUUCGCCAUGUCAGAUUAUGCCAGUCUUGGUAAGUAUAGAGUGGAAACAAAAUCAUUAAAGUGACAUCCAAACUUUUUGUCCUUAAAUGAAUACAUGUUAAAUGUAUCUUUCCUCUGCCUUCAAGAUGCAAAGUCUUUAAAGGCAUCCUCCUCCAAGUCUCAUAUCCACUACGGCCUGCUGAAGUGGUUAUGGUGCCAGGAGUGCCUUGGUCCGUGUGCCUAGUGCAACCUGGGUAAAAAUGUCAGAAUGUACUAAAAAGGUUUUACUACUUACUGUGGGAGGAUAUUCACUACAGUAGGCUGUCAUGACAUUUUCUUUAAUCUCAAAUUGGAAAAUCAGCGCAGUCACGGAAAUUAUUGUUAAGAACAUGAAUGAGUUUGACAGAAACAAACAAAAAAAAAAUGGAAGGAUUGUUCGCAUUUGAAGCAUAUUUGAUUUAGGUUAUGAUGUAAGGGUUCUGUGUUUCUCAUAGCUGGAGUGAUUUGCAAAAAUUGCCAAUGCUGUAUGCACAUUCCCUUCACUCUACACAAUUGCAAAAACUGGUAUGAUGUGUGUCUGCUAUACAAGAAGUUGUUUAAAAUUGUAAUUCUCUUAUAAGAUGCCCCCAUGUAUAAGACUACCCUGAAUUUUAUUUAUUUAUUUAUUUUUGAGCCCAAAAUUAAGAAAUCCAUAUUUUAAACAUAGAACAACUUUGAUAUUUUAGAGGUGACUUCUAAGGAGAAUAGCACCCUUCUGAUUCUCAUGCCUCCCCCGUGCUACGGUACUCUGUGAAGUUAAUGGCUCUACAGUGCAUGCUGGGACAUCACUCUAGAAUUCCCUCUGCUCCCUGAUCCCCAUUUCCUCCCCCCAUAAAUAUAAAUCUGAAAGCAAGACCUACCUGUGGUUGAGCAAACCUUAAUAUGGCUGCUCCUUUUGUGGUGUGGCAUGUCUCUGGAGCUCCGUUGGUGGCAAGUGAUGAUGUCUGCUGCAGCUCCCACGCAUAAAGGGACCUCUUUCUCCUUGCCAUAGCAUUCAGAAGUGUAUGUGCGUGGGCCAUGACACACUGAAAUAUGGCAGGCGCCAUCUUAACUUACAUAAGUGUUUUUUGUAAGCCCUGCAUUGACAUUCUGUGUAUAAGAUGACCCGCAAUUUUAGACUCAAAAAACAUACUCUUAUACAUGGAAAAGACGGCAUUUAUAGUAGGAGAAUACAGAAUAGUCAUUUAAAAUUCUGUUUUCAAAGGUAAUGCAUUCUACUCUGUUGAUCUAACUGGUGCUUGCAAUAUUAUUUACAAGAAUUGUUAAUUUUUUUCCCCCUCAGAAUUUCCUCUAUAUUUACUGACUGUUCCACAUUCUCUUUGCAGUGGGUGAAGUACAGCGUCUGCAAUCCGUGACAUUGAAACCUUUGGAAGGAAUGGGAGAUGUGGAGAUACCUAAAGAAUCUCUCACCUCAACAGCACAUGCAGUCAUUAAUAAACUUUUAGCAAUGUGCAAUAAUUGGCAAAGACCCAACGCCACUGUAAAAGGCAAAUGUAUGCUCAUCUCCCGCUCGCGUUUUGAGGUGGAUAUCAGCUAUCAAUCAGAAAUAAUAGCAUUAUUUAAACAAAUGACAACACGGAACUAUGGUAAGAGAUGGCAACAUUUCUUUUGAAUUUUUUCAUUUUUUGUAAAAAAUUUUUUAAAAAGAAUUAUCCAUGCACCAUGACUACUUCAGUGAUUUUAUGUGAUUAUGAUGCGUGUCGCCAUGAAAUGCAGCACAUAAAGAGUUUCACCCCCCUUUGCCGCCAGAGCUGGAAUAAGAGUUCAGCUGACUUUCUCAGCCAAUGAAUGAGCAGCAGGUCUGAUAUUCGGCUAUUGCAGCUCUGCAGAAGCUGGAUGUUGUUAACCCUGCUUCAGAGCAAACCCGGCACCUAGCAGAAUCCAGGUAAAGGCAAACCGUUGCCAAAUGGUUUGCCCGAUUACUGGGGAACGACUGAAGGGUUCUUCUUGCAUCAUUAACCCAGAAGCCAGCUAGAACCGUUUUAUGUAAAGACAAAAAAGUAAUUUGGUGCACACCCGGAACAUGCUUCUUGGAGUAAUGGUGCUGCUGUAUAGACCAAAAUGUAUAUGGAAUACAGAUUAAAGGAGCACUAUAGUACCAGGAAAACAAAUCCGUUUUCCUGGCACUAUAAGGUUAUUAGGUCCCCCCCCCCCCCUUGUGGUCGCCUCCCGAUGGGCUGAAGGGGUUAAACCCCUUCAUCCACUUGCCUUAAUCCAGCGCCGGGCUACCUCGGUGCUGGUGACCUCUCCUCUCCCGCCAACGUCAGCACAUUCAAACCGCAUUCUUUCCUACUGCGUGAGUUCAGUGUGAUUUUUUUCACACUGAGAAUCGCGGAAGCGGCCUCUAGUGGCUGUCAGGGAGACAGCCGCUAGAGGCUAGAUUAACCUUGCAAUGUAAACCUAGGAGUUUUUCUGAAACUGCUAUGUUUUCAGCUGCAUUGUUAAAACUAGGGGGACCUGGCACCCAGACCACUUCAUUGAGCUGAAGUGGUCUGGGUGCCUAUAGUGGUCCUUUAAGGAACAGAGUACACAAAUAAAAUAGAUUUCCAAAUUUUAUCUCCGCAAAUAAAUAUGAGAAUUGAGUUCCACCAUAUGCCCUUAUUGUGUUAAGCCCACCACUACUUCACAGUAAUCCCAUUAUCAUUGUUCCUUAAAGGACCACUCUACAGCUUAAUGAAGUGGUCUGGGUGCCAGGUCCAGCUAGGGUUAACCCAUUUUUUCAUAAUUAUAGCAGUUUCAGAGAAACUGCUAUAAUUAUGAAUGGGUUAAGCCUUCCCCCUAAUCCUCUAGUGGCUGUCUCAUUGACAGCCACUAGAGGCGCUUGCGUGCUUCUCACUGUGAUUUUCACAGUGAGAGCACGCAAGCGUCCCAUAGGAAAGCAUUGUACUGCCUUGAGACCGGCUGAAUGCGCGCGCAGCUCUUGCCGCGCGUGCGCAUUCAGCCGGCGGGGCGUAACGGAGAGGAGGAGGAGAGCUCCCCGCCCAGCGCUGGAAAAAGGUAGGUUUAAACCCCUUUCCCCCUUCCAGAGCCGGGCGGGAGGGGGACCCUGAGGGUGGGGGCACCCUCAGGGCACUAUAGUGCCAGGAAAACGAGUAUGUUUUCCUGGCACUAUCGUGGUCCUUUAAUGUGUAUUAUGUAAUCCUUUAAUGUGACUGGACAGGAGGUAUUAGUUGUGUUCUCCUAACAGCAACAAGUGAGAUUACGGAGAAUCCCUGCACUGUACAGUGAUGUCAUGUGGGAUACAAAAAAAAAUUUGAUUUCUGCUCUGUGUAUUUUAAGUACAUAGAAAAGGCCAUUUAAAACCCUAUUACUACAGAUUUCAUUGUUGAAAAUGUUGUUCCCUCGAGCAGUCAUACUUGACGUUUUAGUCUUCCUGUUGUGAUCUAUGCCAGCCAGGAGUUAGACUGACUUACAGAGCUGUGGGAAUAGUGGUUGUGUCCAUUAAAAAUGCUUGUCAAGUCAUAAGGAAUAAUAUAUGAGCAAGAUGAGUCGCUUUCCUAAAGAUUUGCAAUCUUUGCAUAAUUAGAGCAGAGUUGAGCGAGACUUAGACAUGACCUGAAAAUUAAAGGUCAAGAGAUCUAUAAAGCAGAUCGAUCAGCUGAUAUCUAGAGAGCCCUGCAGAUGUAUAGCUAAGCAUUAUGGGAUUGUGUACCAACACACAGUUAAUAUUCUUCCAAGUCACGCUAUUGUUUUGGAUACAAGAAGGAAGGUGCUCGCUGUAUACUUCGAUAAAUAGGCAGAAGACAGUGUUAACAAGGCUUCCCCAAAACCUUGUGAACAAAUAAGAAUAAAAACAGAAAUAAAUAUAGAUAGCCGCACCUAAAUAGAUAACCAUUCUGUAAAAUCACAUAACAGGUACAUAUACAUACCUGUUGAUAUAUUGAUAUAAUCCUCUGUUCGGGUAUACACAGUAAUUGAGUAUCUCAAAGAAACAGAGAGACAAUAAAAUAUUAGUGCAAUGUGUCAAAUAACAGGAGAGUGAGAUGUCGUAUUUCUCCAAAAGCACACUCACACUUUCUAGAGCUUCACAGAGCUCUGCUGUAUUAAGUGUUGACGGUACAAUCCCCGUCUCAUAAUAUAUUUUCGGCAGAAGUAGUGGCACAUCUUUCCAAUACAUAACAUAUAUAAAAAGACAAACAGGAGAAUAUCCAAUGGUGCAGCCAGUAUGAUAACGUAUAUACAAAAAAUUGUGUGAUAAAGGCACUUAAAUGUUAAUGAUGUCAAAUGGAGUUUCGCUGCAAAACUCUAGUGGAGAUCACUCUCACCCACCACAACCAUGCAAACAAAGAGAAAUUCAAAAAAAGCCAAAAAGUAAUUAACCUUAAGAGUGGAGCGAUAAGGUUAUAGAUUAGACACCUACCCUAAAUGAGGGUUGUCUGGUCUUAUCAUAAAAUAUUUGUUGUUUUUAACUUAGUUUUAAAACCAUCAAAUUCUUCAUACCUUAAAGUCCAUUCCUGGUCCUCUUAAACUGCUCCAAGAGGGGUGGUGUCCUCUAUACAGACAACUUAGCUAUUCAACCCAGAGCCAGGUAUUUAGGCUCUGGAUAAGGUGAGCAGUCACUUAGUUACAUAUUACUCACUAUUUAUCCAUACAUACUAUACUAUAUUGUCCUCUGCUGUGUUGCUUUUGUAUCCUUAUAUUGAGGAAAAGUAUCGUGACCUAAAGGGGAAAGUGCCACCAGACGGCACUAAAGCGGAAGAGAUUUGAGCCUGUCCUAUUCUAGGCUCUUCCAUAUGUGAGUUGGCACUUCAUAAGAUAAUCUUACGACAUAUGUCAACCACACAGAUUUAUACUACAGUAUAUACUCGAGUAUAAGUCUAGUUUUUCAGCACAUUUUUUGUGCUUAAAAACCCCCACUCGACUUAUACUCGAGUCACUGUCUGUAUUAUGGCAACUUAGAGAGCCGCGACCAUCAGAGCCAUGGCAACGAUCCGCGCGGCAACCAGACCGCGAGACUUACAGUGGAGCUGACCGGAACGGAGGAGAAGGGAGCUGACAGGAGCUGCAGGAAAGGUAAGUAAAUGCCUCCUGCCGGCCCCCCCACUUCACAGCCCAUGCCACUGGACCACCAGGGAUUAAGAUAGCCCCCUACCUGACCAGUUAACAAGCAGGCAGGGGGGGACAAUUUUUUUUUUUUUUUAAAUAAUAAAAAAAUAAUAAUAUUAAAAUAAAAAAAAUUUUAAAUAAUAAAAAUGCCCUCCCCCCACCCAUUUCACACACACUACACAAACACACACUCUGCAUUAUAUACACACUCUGCAUUAUAUACACAGAGUGUGUGUAUAUAAUGCAGAGUGUGUGUUUGAAUGAGUGUGUGUGUGUAUAUAAUGCAGAGUGUGUGUUUGUAUAAGUGUGUGUGUAUAUAAUGCAGAGUGUGUGUUUGUAUGAGUGUGUGUGUAUAUAAUUAUAAAAAUCACAGAAUUUCAUAGCCCCAAGUUUUACCCUCGACUUAUCCACGAGGCAUAGCAUAUUUCACAAUUGUUGGUCACAAAACUGCACUCGACUUAUACAUGAGAUCGACUUAUACACGAGUAUAUACGGUAUGUAUUUCCUUUUGUGCUUUCUUUCAUAUAUGCAUUGAGACCAACUGGAACACAUUAUAAUUAUUUUAUGAUAAGACCAGACAACCCUCAUUUAGGGUAGGUGUCUAAUCUAUAACUUUAUCGCUCCACUCUUAAGGUUAAUUCCUUUUUGGCUUUUUUCCACUUUCUCUUUGUUAGUAUGGUAAAGUGACUGUGCAAAAAAGUAUAAAUAACCUACUCAUAUGAGAGUACAUAGAUCUGCUCUGGUGUUGUAAUGCCUUGGUGGUAUGAUCCCCACGUGGGACAUAUGUAGAUAGGAAGCCAAGAAAAGAUGUAGAGUAUAAUCCAAAAUAAAAACCAAAACAAAUAACACAUAGGUGCUAGAUCCACACUUUAUGCAUUUCACUUCUGAUGAAUCCCCAUCACUUUUAUCACUUCUGAUGAAAUCCCAAGGUGAAACGUGUAAAGUGUGGAUCUAGCACCUACGUGGAUUGUUUUAUAGUACUUUUAUUGAUUUAUUUGUUUGUAGUAAAUUAAAUCAUUUUAAAUCAAAUUUUUUUUUGGAUUAUACUCAUCUUUUAUUGUCUUCCUAUCUACAUAUAUCCUACGUUAGGAUUAUACCACCAGGGCAUUACAACACCAGAGCAGGUCUAUCUCAUGUGAGUAGGUUAUUUAUACGUUUUUUUUUAUUUUUUUAUUGCACAGUCACUUUACCAUACUGACUGGUUUGUCUUUUUAUAUAUGUGAUGUAUUGGAAAGAUGUGCCACUACUUCUGCUGACAAUAUAUCCUGAGACGGGGAUUGUACCGUCAACGCUUAAUACAGCAGAGCUCCGUGAAGCUCUAGAAAGUGUGAGUGUGCUUUUGGCAAAAUACUACAUCUCACUCUCCUGUUAUUUGACAUAUUGCACUAUUAUGUUUUUGUCUCUCUGUUUCUUUGAGAUAAUCAGUUACUGUGUAUAUCCGAAUAGAGGAUUCUAUCAACAUAUGUACCUGUUAUGUGAUUUCACAGAAUGGUUAUCUAUUUAGGCGCGGCUAUGUAUAUUUUUUUUCUGUUUUUCUUCUUACAUGUUGUUUUUGUUCUUUUUCUUAUACCCUUUUUAUUUGUUUAUUGAUUUAAAUUUGUUUUUAUUUUUUAGAUACGAACACUAGAAGAUGGAGUUUUUUAUUGCAAGACUACCAAAAACUGAGUAAGCUUUCUGCACAUCUUUCAGUUCUGAGCUAAAUUCCAUGUAAUAAAUGUCAUUUUUAAACGUUUGUAAUUUAAUGAAUUCUUAAAAGCAUCUUGCCGAAUCUGAUUUGUUUAUGAGAAGCAGUAAAAAUGCACCAUUAGCAUAUCUUGUGUACACUAUAUAAUCCCCCAAAAAUCAAGAAUUAAGUGUAAAAAAUAAAUUCCUGUCUGUUUCUUCAAUUAGCGAUGCAACAUCCCUAACAUUAUACUCAUCAAGUCUGGAUGUGUUGCGUUAACCCGCUGUGACAGUCUCCUGGUGAUGUGCGUCCCCUCUAAGAGUUUUAUAAUAGCAGUGCUACAGUUAGUAUAAGCUGCAGAGUGUGAUUAUUUAUUUUUUAAGUUUAUUGGAUUUUCUUUACAAAAGAUCCAUUUACAUAGUUACAUGGCUGAAAAGAGACUUGCGUUCAGCCUUCCCCACAUAUGUUUUUGCUGUUGAUCCAAAAGAAGGCAAAAAAAACCAGUUAGAAGCACUUCUAAUUUUGCAACAAACUAGGAAAAAAUUCCUUCUUGACCCCAGAAUGGCAGUCAGAUUAAUCCUUGGAUCAAGCAGUUAUUACCCAACAUUGAAAGAUUAUAUCCUUGAAUAUUCUGUUCUUGCAAGUAUGCAUCUAGUAGCUGUUUGAAAAUCUGUAUGGACUCUGAUAAAACCACUUCUUCAGGCAGAGAAUUCCACAUCCUGAUUGUUCUUACCGUAAAAAAAAAAAACAACCAAACUUUUCUUUGCCUUAGACAAAAUUAGUCUUUCUUCCAGUCUAAACGCAUGACCUCGUGUCAUAUAUAAAGUAUUGGCCCAGAUUAUAUUUGUAUAAUGUUAUCAUAUCCCCUCUCAGGCGACGUUUUUCUAAACUAAAGAGGUUUAAAUUUAACUAUUUGAACUAUUCCAGGACAGUCCCUCAUAGUAAGUACUUACAAAGAACCUUGCCCUCCAGUGGUUUUUUAGCCAUGCUUGUUUGCAGUUUGUUGUGACCUCCAGGUUGACAGCAGAGAUAUGAAAGAAAACCAAAAUGCAAUUUAUACACGUGUACAGGUUAUGCUUUACAAAGAAUGAUAUAUUUUGCAUAAACAUUAUAAUUUAAGGAAAAUAUAUGUACAUAAUGAUCACUUAUUGCUUUGAAUACAGGAUACAUAUUGCUUUGAAAAAUAUAAAUUGUAAUGGUGCUUAGACUGAACCUCUUCAAAUCUUCUAUAAUGUGUAAAUUCUGAUUUUAAAAAUGUCUUGACAAAUUCCACGAGUCAGAAAGCCACGUAAAACAAAAAUUAUGUCGGGAUCAACUAGGCUUUUUUCUUUCUUGAUGAUCCAGUAGAUUUCAUUGUGGUCAGCGGUAUAAGCCAACCUUCAGAUUGUCUGUACUCCUCCCUCCUAAAUGGUUACAGGCUGUGAUUGGAUACCUGGCCUGCUGUUCGAAAACAAGUAUUUGUAGUUUAUUCACUAAAUACCUCAUUUCUUUUGAAUUGGUUAACACAUAGCCAAGCUGGAGAAUGUUUACUCCUCUGCAAUUUUUAUCUAAAUGUUGAUUUUCAGAGCUCUGUGGAUGAAACAUCUUGAGUUGGAUUAGAAAUUUCAUAAUAGGAUUCAAUGGUAAACUGAAAUAAAUAAAUGUAAAUCUCUGGGCAAGUGAACCUAAUUUGCCAUUUACAAACCUUUUAAUUUAUAAAGUGAUUGCUAUAUGCCAGUGAUGGCUAACCUUGACACCAUAAUUUUUUACUGGACUACAUUUUCCAGGCUAGUUAAGCAUCAUGGGAAAUGUAGUCCAGAAACUAUUUAUGAUGUCAAGGUUAGCCAUCACUGCUAUAUGCACAUCCCAAAGUAAUCAUUAUAGUCUUAGCUUGUCUGUUUGUCUGUGUCAGGAUUACAGAAUGAUCCAGCAUGUAGAAUUGUGUAACACAGAGGACUGAUAGGUAACGUAUACUGGACCUUAGAAUGGCCGGACUAACGUACCAAAGAAUAGUCAGAAAUAGCCGAGGUCAAAGGAUACAGAAAGAGACACAACGAUAAGGAAAAGCCAGGAGUCAGGGAUGCCAGAAAACAGGGAAGUCAAAAACAAUGCCAAAGCCAAAGUCAAAUAACCAGAAUCAAUAAUGCGCUCUCAGACAACCACAAGGGAAACCACGACAGGGCACUGAGUAGGAUGAGAACUGGACCUAAAUACCCCUCCUCUAGAUCUGAUAGGCUGUAACUGGCCUUUAACCCCAAAGGCAGUUAUUAGGUUCCCAUUUGCAUAAUUGCUGCUCAGCAUUAACCUUUCUGUGGAUUUGAUUGCUGCUCGGCACAACUUUUCCUGUGUGGACAGUAAAUGCCAUUAACCACAUUUUUAUAAGCGGAUGAAUACGUGACAGUCUGCCCCUUAAAGUUAGUAGUUAAUUCAUAAACUGAAAAUUCUAUACAACAGUAAUUGCUAAUUGCAGUUAGGGGACUAGAACGCCCUGAUGAUCAGACAGUCCUUUUGGUUUUUAUAUGCUGGGGUUUCUAGUCCUUCUGAAGCGGGCUACCCCAGAUCUGUGGGCCAUUCUCGGAUCCUGCGCUGGCCUACUUAUUCCCGUCUCCUAGAAGAAGCUUGAUAUGGACAUGUUUACUCGUUCCUUUUGCUGUUAUUAACUGCCAAUUUUACUCCAGAAAAUAACUAUUUUUCAUUUGCUUGCAACCAGCAUUUAUGAGUGAAAAUCCUGGCUUUCUUUAUCCGUAAAAGUGCUGAAAACACAGAAUUACAUAUAAACUGAGAUCUUGCUGUCGGAAAAAUAAAACUUGCUUUUUUUUCUUUUUUUUCCCCUGUUUGUGACUGUUGGAGAUUCAUACAUAUUUACUUUGCUAAAUGAAGUUUAUAAAAAGUAAGUUUAUCUUUGAAAUGAUUUGAUUUUCCUUAUAAUUAUGUAUGAAGCAUUAACACUUCUAUCCACCCACUGCUUCCUGCUACCUCCGAUGCUCUGUCCGUGUUCCAAUAUAUAAUAAAAGGUUAUUUCAGGAGACAAAACCUGACUGUGAUUCAUGCUGGUGCGUCCGUCUCCUUAAUCUUUUAUUUCCAAGUUAUAAAGAAAAUUCCAUAGUAAUAAGCAGGGAAAUUGCUGCAAUUAUAACAUCUCAUAAUUUAGCCUGAACUGUAUUCAUGUGAAAGACCUAAAGAGCUGCUCUUUAUUUAUUUAUAAAAAAAUUAUCUUAGCCGAUUUUAAAGCUGACCCUAGCUGGUUAACUCACUAAGCAGUUCUGGACCAUGAUCACAUUUUCCUAUGCGUAUUGUCUCUUUAUAUUGUAUUGUUGGUAACUCUGUUGUGGGCUACAUUUAUUAAACGAGGCGUUGUGCAUAAUGAAAAAACAAAUUGCAAUUUUUAGGCCAACAUAAUUUUUCCAAAUUAUUAUUAUUAUUUUUUUUUUUUAAAUAUGCCAGGGAACACUUGAACUACAACUCGGUUUAGGAUUAUGGUGUAGAGUCUUUGUUGCUGUCCCCAAAAGCUGUGUCAAACUGUUUCAAUCUAGCGCUCACCCCUGUCCACUCUGCUGCCAGGUUUGCGCCAGUGAGAUGAUAUGACAAAGAGAUAAUAUCCAAUCAAGGAGCACAACCAAUAAUAUGAAAAAAAAAUUUAUUAGAUAGGUACAAAAAAGAUAAAUCUCUCACAAUGCAUAUCAGAACAGAUCAAAGCAUGACUCACAUACUGAUAAUAAACAGAAAAUGAUCAGAAGUUCUAUGAUAACAUCCAAGCAGGUUAUAUAGUUAACAAAUACUUAAACAUCAAUGUAAUCACUAAUUGAUAGAGAUAUCAAAUCUUAACAACCCAUCACAAAAAAAUAUUAUAUAGAAAAACAAAUGCAUACCAGGAUUUGUGAGAAGAGGGAAGAAAAAUCAAUCAGAAAGCCCCCAACGUUUCGGCAAAAGAGAUGCCUUUCUCAAGGGAGCCUGUUGUAAGAGUGAGACUCACCCUUGUAUACCCAAAUAAUAAGAACCUCAAGAAACACCUGAAUGUGAUGGGUGGCCACCCAUAUUGAUUGGGAUCCUCCCAACCAUAAUCACUUGAUUAUGGCUGCCAAAGAAAACAUAAACCAAUCAGAAAAACACAUGUAAAAUGAUCAGUAGUAAAAGAAACAGAAUAUAUCAAUGAAAAUAAAUCUAACUGCAAGGGAAAUUAAACAUAACAUGAUCUGUAUAAGAGGUAAUGACUCAUAAAGAAAAUUAAAUAAAGCAAAUAAUAAUAAUCACACCGUGUCUGACCAAUCAGAGGUAUAUUAAAGCUCCCAAUAUCCCCAGGAGCAUGCCGAGACAUCCACAGUUGUACUUGGAUCAUUAAAUCUGAUCCAUAUUUUGAAUCCCGGUAACGGCUUAACAUAGCAUACACCCACCUAUUCCGAUCGUUCAAACAGCUCGCUAAAGGUGAAAUGAUGAGGUAUGGAACGCACCAUGUGUUCCAAAACAUGGAAUUUGAGUAAUGGCGCAAUAUGUGUAGUGCCCAUGCGCGAGACGUCGCUUGGAAUGCAUCUUGCGUUCCAACAAUACACUAGCCCAUAAGAAAAACAAUGAGGAGUACCCUACCGGUCGGAGGCUAUAAUAGCAUAGACAAAGAAAAUAAAUGAAAUAUAAGAUGUCAAAAGACCUUCAAAUGCAGAAGAAAAAAUAUAAUAGAAAAACCAAAAGGGAGAGCAACAUAAAUCUAGUUAUUAAAAAUAACUAUAUGAAAUAAGCCCAUGUAUAACAUCAUUAUUAUAUUGAAGAACACAAGAUUCCCCUUAGAGACCAUCUAUAAUGUAUUGGUCAGAACAGCUAUAAUGUAUAUAGACAAAGGGUCUCUUAGUUCGUGGGGGCAUGCAAAUCUAGUCAAUGCUCCUCACGAUCAUGAUACAAAAACUGUCUCCAAAGAUAAAUAAUGGCACAAAUAUCAUAUACAUAGCAUCCACAGAGCACGCAAAAAAUCAAAAAGGCUCAUCAAGUACAAAAUGUCCUGGGAAUAUUCAAAGUCCAUAGUUGAUAUGCCAAAAUUAUGCAUCACCAUUUCCAUCCAACAAGUAUGGUUCAGUCCGGAGUAAAGAUUUGUCCAACUUCCAAUGUAGUUAAAUGCUGGACGGGAAGUAUCCCAUCAUCAAUGGGUCACCCAAUUGAAGAGAUCACACAUAAGAAAAAAACUAAAAAAUAGAGAUAAAAAGAAAGCUAAAAUCAUAUAAUAUACAACAAAUCCACAUACAGAGGCAAGAAACGGCAAAAUAAGUGUAGUACAAGAAUCAAAAGAGAGUAUAAUACAUUCCAUAAAACAGAUCAUACGGUCAAAUCGAUUGAGAUCACAAUCCUCAUUCAACCCGCGAGGAAAUAAUGUGCCCAAACGAUAAAACCAUUGAAGUUUCGCCCGUUUGAGUGCGUCUGUAAGGGAACAGCCAGAUUAAGAUUUCUUUAUUCGUUGUAUGGCCUGAAAUCUAGGUUGAGCCACAGAAUGGCCUGAAUCAAGGAAAUGUUUAGCCAAGGGAAUAUGCCGUUUAUUUGCGCGAAUGGUACUUUUGUGUUCCUCAAUACGUAUUGUUAGGGGUCUCGAAGUUUGUCCCACAUAACUAAGUCCACAAGGACUCUCAUUAAAGAGGUCACGAAUCGAUGGAUCACUUUGUAGAAUGUGCCAAUUCUUGUGGAUGAUAUGUUUAACUACUCCAGAUUUAGUCGAAUAUGUAGUAAUGCACGGAAUGCGGUUAGAAGUCUUUUUCUUAUUCUUGCCCUGCGUCUUCAAUAGCGAGGUCCUCUAAGCCUUUAACUUUAUUAAAUGCUUCCUGUAACGAAGUAUCACUGUAGCCACGGGAACGAAAAUCUUGUAUCGUCUUACGUGCUUGGGUAUCAAAAUUCACCUCUUGUGACACAAUUCGUUGAACAUGCAAUAAUUGACUGAAGGGAAGACUACGAAUCAUAUUGACAGGAUGAAGACGGUGCCUUUAAGAAUGCAACCUUUUGAGUUGGCUUAUGGAAUAAAUCAAAACACAAGAUUAAGAUCAAUGAGACAGCCACUAGAGGCUGGAUUAACCCAUUUGUAAACAUAGCAGUUUCUCUGAAACUGCAAUGUUUAUAGAAAAAAGGAUUAAUCCUAGCUGGACCUGGCACCCAGACCACUUCAUUAAGCUGAAGUGGUCUGGGUGCCUAUAGUGGCCCUUUAAUGCCCUAUCUCAUACCCCUGGGAAUCCGCUUGACUGAAGUAUUCCACUAGAGUUUCAACAUGAAGUUGAUAGUUAAUUUCCUUCCUCUGAAGGUAUUCAAAUCUCUUGCAUAACGCUGUACUAUUACUCUGUGAAAAAUAAGGACUAUUAGAAAAACGAGCUAAUACAGCAGGUACCUCUCUGCCUGCGAAUAAACCUUGACACCUGCCCUCCUCUCACACAAAGAACCAAUCUCAUCCAAACACCUAAAGGAAUAAUCAAAGAGAGUUCUAAUUAGUAGUAGGUAGGCACACUCAAUCAAAUAUUGAUAAGAAAAUAACGACACAAAUUAUUUUAAGCCUGGGUGCUCACUUAAAUAAGGUCCUAUUGCUGGUGAUAUAGAGAUACACAUGUAUAUAUUUAUAUAGAAAUCACAUGACAAGCCCAGACUAUUUCUCAUCAACAAAUCAUGCUCUCUCAUUGGUAGGCCUGUACGUUUUUAAUCAUAUUUUGCUCAUGUCCUAGAUCACUUGAUAUAAUCGAAUUUUGGGCAUCAGUCUUACUCAUGAGAUUAUGUACGUGAACAUACCGGUAAUCGUUUGGGAAGUUGCUUAGGAAAUCAUUGUGCGUUUAUAAUUUGAUUCCUUGAAGACACUUUGCUAAUGUGUUUUAAGGUUAAUUUAAAUGAGUUGAUUAGCUCAGCCUCUAAAACUUUAAUCAACCUAUUUAAAUUAAAUUAAUCCAUUAUUCAAAUAAUUGUUGCAGCCUCAAUACUAAUGCAAGAAAGACUCCUAAAAAUGGCAAACCAAAAAUAAUGGCCUGGAAAGGUGUCUAUUUAUUUUUCUUAUUCUCUUUUAAUUAAAGUAACUUUUUAAUGUUCCUACAUUUGGCUAAUGUUUUUCAAUGUGAUACUCUGUACUUUGUACCAGAAACCAUUCACUAAUAAUUACUUGCUUUGUUCUGCAGAGCCAGUGAAUGAAGAAAAAGGAGACCAAUGUUUUGUGCUGUCUGUUUUUAUUUUCAAUUUGAUUUUUUGCGAAUAUAAUUUAUAGCCUCUAUAAUUGCUGCUUAUUAUUUUUAAAUGUACCGCUGCCUAAAUAUUUUCUAAAACUAUGAUAAUCGACCUCUACAUUUGAAUUGUCUGUUCUUUAGUUGCGGCUGUAAAAUGGCCGAUAGGGUUAAUAUACCUCGCGGUGUAUCCUGAUUGUCACAGGUGCACCCGUGGAACCAUCUAGCCGUUUAUCCUUUCAAGGUCCAUGGACAUGGCACCGAACCUUUUGGGUAACAUUGUGUAACUUACUGUAAAGUGCAUUGAGGUCAAUAUGCUGUCUAAGCACAGAUUUUUUUUAUAUUUCUUGUCUUUCUUCUUCCUUAGUGGAAGCUGCGCAUGAGAUCCAGCAGGUUGAGAUUGAGCCGUUACCGAGAUGUGUAGUUCAAGCAUUUGGACCCCAGUUUGAGAAAACCUCCUUAAAUCAUAUGGAGUCACCGGAGGCUGACCUCUCCAAGGUGGAUUCUACUCUUGUGAACAACCUGAUGCCCUUUCAGAGAGAAGGGGUGAAGUGAGUGCCCAUCCAUUUAAAUCCUAUAUAGGUUCGGAAAAUGCUAUAUGUGAGGGCACAGUAGGACAGAUAUGUUGGCAGUGAGUGUCUGAUAAUACUAAUUGAUUCUUAUUCUGUUCCAUGCAGACUCUCCUAGUAACCUAUUCAGACUCUGUCUCUAGGUGUCUGAGUAUUCCUGCUCUUUGUGCUGCUGAUCUGUCUCGUCAUUAUGUUAUUGAGCUGUAGCAUAUACAAUCACUGCUUCAUUAAACAUCUACUGGAUUAUUUUUCUUUCAUCAUGCUUUGUUCAGCAAUGCUCCGACGAGCAAGAGACCACAUUUGGAGACAUGCAAAAUCUGAAUCCACCAUUGUUCAUUAUGAAUGAAUGAUUGUGAUGAGAAUAAGAACACAAGCUAUCACUAGAAUAGAGCGUCAGGAUGAAAUACCAGUCAUGAAAAAGUGUCAUCUACUUGUGCUAACUGAUGUUAUUUGAGUGACAUUUAAACUUGGCCUGUCUUGAUUUACGCAUGGGGCAAAGUGAGCCAUAGACUAUAUCACCGUAGAAUAAGAAAUGGGGCAGACGCAUGUUUAAAUAAACAAAAUAAACAACAUUUUGACUCUAGGGAGCCAAAAAGAGACCAAUAUAAAGGAGUACAAGGGAUGUAGGUUGGCAAACUGUUCAGCCCUACUGCCUUAUCAUUUGGAACUCUGACCUACAGAUACAGCUACUAUCAAUAGAUUCUGCCAUGUAGAAUGUAUUCGCUAUAUUUAGAAUUGAUGAGCUGUUGCAUACAUCUCAUUAUCUGUGUGCUAUGACUUUGUUACCAUUUCUUUGUGUUUAGUGCUAGGCUUCUGUUUAGUUUAAGGUUAUAUUAGUGUUUGGAAUUCUAUAGAAUUGUGUGUGCUUAUUGCCGUCAUUGUGUGUUCUACCUUCCCAGGGGUCUUGUAAAAUUAUACUGGUUAAUAACUAUGGAGCCAGCAUAUUCAGUAGAGCAGUAUAAUGCAUUAUUGGCUACAGUAAUGGGAUUAGUUAAUUAUUUCAUUAAUUUCAGAGUGUCAGGGCAACUUCUAUAUUUGAGUUUAUUAAUUAAAAGCCCAAUUGUAAUCAAUUAAACACGCUAUUACUGUAGCUGUGUUAAUGGUUUUGUACCCAAAUAAUUUUUCCCUUCAUUUAAAAUGUUUUUCAGUUCACUGUGAUUUGGCAUUUGACUAAAUUUCUAUUGCUUAUUUUUUUUCGCGAGAUUAAUUAUUACUUCGGCCUUAAUUUAAUAAGAUUUUCCAUAUUAUUCAGUUCUGUUACAUUAUAUACUGAUAAAUAUUCCCAUAUACUUGGUGACUUUAACAGCAGGGAAUCAUUUGGAAAGAGUGUUAAAUCGACGCCUUAAUGGUUUGAUUUCUUAAUGCUAUAAUUUUUAAACCAUAGAGUGUACAAUUGUAACCGAAAUUAUUCAAUUUAUGUUGCAAUGAGAUUUGUUCAUUGCAGACAGCUGAAAGCCUGUAAAUUCUGACAAUAAAACUGAAUUUCAAUGGAGGUUUAAUAAUUUUGAUUACAAUUGUAGAUACUUUGCCUAUAACUUGAUAUUUGAAUUACCUGUGUCCAUGCAAUGAUGCAAUUCCAUUCUGGCAGAAAUACCAAAAAGUGCAUUCAUAUAAUUUUAGGUUAGGGUAAGGUGAUAUCUCUAUUGCAAACUGUGGAGGCAACAAAAUCCUCUGCUGAGUUUUUGUUUUUAUCCAACUAUUUUCUAUCGUCAUUUUGUAAUUUAAAUGUUGACUCACCAAGACUUAUUGCUUUGCUUACUCAUUUACUUAUUACUUGUUUUGUUUGAUAAAUGUCCAGAUUGCAGGUCCGUCAGUUCUGUGCAAGUUAAGAAUCUCUGUGAAGUAUCCUAGUUCAUAGUUUGUGCCUCCAUACCCUGUCACUGAUGGCUGUAUGCUCUGCAUGCAGUUAGAGCUAAAUGGGAUGUUUCCUCAAGACGUUUGCAGUUCAUUUAGUACCCCUUGAUGUUUUUCGAGAUGGUUGGUGGGGGACAGCAGUUUGUUUCUUGGCGUUAGUAAUUUAUUUAUGUGUUUUUACAUCUUUGUGUCAGGGUAGCAUAUUCUUCUAUUUCUCUCCCUGUUUCUGAAUGACUUGGCAGCAUUUAAUGAACUGUGUGCCUUCCUAUGAGUCCAGAACAGACUGCUUGGAAGCCAUUGGGACAAACGAGCUGGAAGAAUGUAAGCAAGUAACGAAGCACAAAACAGAGCAUAUUUUGCAAGGAAUUCUAUUUUUUAAAGUGAAUGUUUAGAUUAAAAAUCCAAACACAGUGUAAGACUGAAAAUGUGUAUAUUCUUUAAUGAUUCUAUUCCUCCGCUCUGCGUUAAAGCUCCUGCAUCUUUUGGGAUCUCUUUCAGUUUUGCAAUCUCCCGUGAAGGACGCUUGCUCCUUGCUGAUGACAUGGGAUUGGGGAAGACCAUACAGGCUAUCUGUAUCGCAGCAUAUUAUCGGAGUGACUGGCCCCUACUGGUUGUGGCUCCAUCUUCAGUCAGAUACACCUGGGCAGAGGUAGAUACCCAUUCACUUGUUGUUUUCUUUAACAAUAAAUCUCCAUUUAACUCGUGUUCCUCCUUUAAUAUGAUUCUAAUGGAUUCUGUGGACAGUUGAGGUCUUAUUUUAGUGAGCAGGAUCAGACCACAUAUUUAUUUAUAUUUAGGGGACAUUCCCAUUUGUUUUACAGAUCUACCUCUGGAGUAACUGGUAGUGUGUUUGUUAAUGCGGCUGCGAUGGGGGUAAUCUCUGCGUGCUGGACAGAACCCUUUUUCUAAAACGAUGUGACCUGAAAGAGGGAGGAUGCUGGGACACCGUAGGCAAUAUAACCGUUACAGCGAGCUGUAGUGAUUAUGGUAUUUGUAGUGCUCCUUUAAAUAAGUUAGUAAAUCAAACAUUCCAGUGCUGAGAGCCCAUGGGCACUUUUGUCCCAUACGCUGUCAAACCAUUUCGGAGCAGUUUUACAAAAUGAGUUAUUUCCUGCAUCCAUAGGCCACCCUCUGUGCAGGCUCAUUAAUAAUAUGGAAAUUUCACUUCUCUGUUAUCAAAUGCAAAUAUGCCUGAACUUGAAUUAAAGAGCCACUUCACACACACACAAAGCACAUUAGCUUGCUAAGUGAAUUAUGCAAAAAGAGUAUCCCAUCUUAAAGUGAAAAAUCAUGUCCCUGCAGUCUUACUGCUCAAUUCUGUUAUUUAGGAGUUACAUCGCUUUUGUUUCUGUUUGUGCAAAAGGAGGUUCCAGCAAGAUCUAGCAAGCUAUUAACAGAGCAGGAGAUAAAACAUUCUAAAUUAAACAGAAUUUGCAAUAAAGGAAGUGUAAACAUUAGAUGACUCUUUACAGGAAGUGUUUAGGAGGGCUGUGCAAAUCACAUGCAGGGAGGUGUGACUAGGGUUGAAUAGACAUAGGGAUUUAACUCCUAAAUGGAAGAGAAUUGAGCAGUGAGGCUGCAGGGGCAUGUUCUAUACACCAAAACUGCUUAAUUAAGCUAAAGUUGUUUUGGUGACUACAGUGUCCUUUUAAGUGCACUUUAUAAAAUUGCCUAUUUGUAUGUGAAAAUGGCACUUUAAUAACUAAAUUAAAAAACACCUUUUCAGAUCGUUGAUCAAAUAGCGGGGGGAGUAUCCCUCUCUAGCCACUUGUCCUCUCUGGCUGCUUUGUCUGCGGCUUCUGCAGACAUAAGAUCUGCAGUUUUUUGCAAACUGGAGGCAUAUCUUUUAAACAGGAAUUUUUUUUUUUAAAUGUAGAGUGUUUCUUUACCUCUUCUCUUGUCAUAUGUGUAACUUUCUUCCUUUGAUGGUUGACUGAAUAAAACAUUAUCACCUGCUUUGCUUAUAACAUAAUUUCUUGGGACAGUAUUUUACAGCUGAGUCUUGGAGAAGGAGAAAAUAAAACCUUUUCAGCAAUUAUCCAAAAAUUCACUGAUUUCCUUCCUCUCUGGGUCUAUAUUUAGGCUUUCCAUAGGUGGCUACCGUCUGUUAGUCCAGACUCAAUCAGUGUCAUAGUAACCAGUCAGGACAGCAAUAUCAACAGUUUGAUCUACAUAGUUAGCUUUGAUCUCCUCGGAAAGGUGGACAAGCAAGUCACAGCUAACUGCAAGAUCAUCAUUAUCGUAAGUAAUACAGAGAUAUUUGGGAUUUGCAGGAUAUAAACAGCAACCUUCAUAUUUUUGUUGAUUUCAUCUAUUUAAAGGGUUAUAUAUAUAUUAUUUUGUUGAUGUAUUUUAAUUAAAAUAUUAAGUGACAUUUUCUGUUACGUGUUCUGCCCACAUAAGGAUGAAUCCCAUUUUUUGAAGAACGUGAAGACUGCCCGCUGUAAAGCUGCCAUGCCGCUGCUUAAGGUACUUGUUAUAUUGAGGACGAUCCAACUGUCUCCUCCCACUCUCCAAUCCCUUUGUCCACGGCAUCAAGGAAUAAGGCGAUAUCCAGAUUAAACAAAAAACAAUGUUUUGUCUGGAUGUAUGCUCUAGAUCCCAACAACAAUUACAUACAAAGUGUAACACACACACCACCACCACCCCAUGCACAUUACAUCACAUGGUGAUAUACAAAGCUAUUAUUUAUAUAACGCCAGCAAUUUCCGUAGCGUUGUACAAAUGGUUAACUGAACAGAGGAAGUUCCCUUGUCAAUUCCUGGGGAAUUCACGUGUAAUGAAGGACUAAUGUAAAGGGUAGUAUUUACCUAGACAAGUUUUCCAGUGGAAGCAGUAAAAGCUAAUAGUGAUAUGGGAAGGGUAGUAGAUACCUGGAAUAGCCUUCCAGUGGGAGCAGUAACAGUGAUAUAGAAAGGGUAGUAGAUACCUGGAUUAGCCUUCCAGUGGAAGCAGUAACAGUGAUAUAGAAAGGGUAGUAGAUACCUGGAAUAGCCUUCCAGUGGGAGCAGUAACAGUGAUAUAGAAAGGGUAGUAGAUACCUGGAAUAGCCUUCCAAUGGAAGCAGUAAAGGCUAACAGUGAUAUAGAAAAGGUAGUAGAUACCUGGAAUAGCCUUCCAGUGGGAGCAGUAACAGUGAUAUAGAAAGGGUAGUAGAUACCUGGAAUAGCCUUCCAGUGGGUGCAGUAACAGUGAUAUGGAAAGGUUAGUAGGUACCUUGGAAUAGCCUUCCAGUGGGAGCAGUAACAGUGAUAUGGAAAGGGUAGUAGAUACCUGGAAUAGCCUUCCAGUGGGAGCAGUAACAGUGAUAUAGAAAGGGUAGUAGGUGCUUGGAAUAGCCUUCCAGUGGGAGCAGUAACAGUGAUAUAGAAAGGGUAGUAGGUGCCUUGGAAUAGCCUUCCACUGGGAGCAGUAACAGUGAUAUAGAAAGGGUAGUAGAUACCUGGAAUAGCCUUCCAGUGGGAGCAGUAACAGUGAUAUGGAAAGGGUACUAGAUACCUGGAAUAGCCUUCCAGUGGGAGCAGUAACAGUGCUAUAGAAAGGGUAGUAGAUGCCUGGAAUAGCCUUCCAGUGGGAGCAGUAAAGUUAAUAGUGAUACAGAAAGGGUAGUAGAUACUUGGAAUAGCCUUCCAGUGGGAGCAGUAACAGUGAUAUGGAAAGGGUACUAGAUAACUGGAAUAGCCUUCCAGUGGGAGCAGUGAAUGUUAGCACAAUAUAGGAAUUAAAGUAUAUUUAUCAUGUGUAUACGCCUAUGUUUAUGAAAAAAUUAAGCAUAAUAAUGCUUAAAUUUCAUAAAGUGCAGAAGAGAUGGAUAUAUUGUUUUUCUGCUGUUACAAUCUAGACUUUGGGGAGCAUUACUAUUAUGCUUUAUUAAUGUGGAACAAUUUUGAAUGUACUUCAGCACCCAUUAUUAGAUGUAAUGUGAAGGGGAUUACUGGUUCUUUUGUUUGAUUCACAGAGUGUUAAGCGAGUGAUCUUAUUGUCUGGCACGCCAGCCAUGUCCAGACCUUCUGAGCUCUAUAGCCAGAUCGCAGCUGUAAGACCAACCUUCUUCCCUCGAUUUCAUGACUUUGGAGUCCGCUACUGUGAUGCCAAGCAGGUGAGCUGUGUUCUGAAACUGUUUUGAAACUCCUUGUUACCUGUUGGAACAGUGCCCAAAUUGUUUCUCUUUCACAGAUGCCUUGGGGUUGGGAUUACUCGGGUUCUUCUAAUCUGAAUGAGCUGAAACUACUUCUGGAAGAGUCUAUAAUGAUCCGAAGGCUGAAAUCUGAAGUCCUGUCCCAGUUGCCUUCUAAACAGCGCAAAAUGGUUGUGAUCGCCCCUGGUGUUAGCAACAAAAUGAAGAAAGUUCUUAAAGAAGCAGCCAACGAUACUGAAAGAAAAUUAAAGGCCGUGAGUGUUGCUAAUAUUCUGAAUUUAUACUAAUUGCAGCUGUUUGGUCUUGUAAGUUUAAUUCACAUCUAUCCUCUGCGAACGAUCUCAUAACUUGUCUAAUCUUAAGCGUUGGAUUGGAGCAUUGCGGGGGCCUCCAUGACAUCAUGAGAGGCUCUGUCCUUAAGUUGGCAGCACGGCAGCACAGCAGCACCAGCACCCACGCUCAGAACUUCAGACAGACUAACUGUAACUCACUUUGUUCAGAUCUGUGUUUUGCAAACUUCCUGAUAGUGAGGGGGUUAAAUUGGUGGACGCUAUAGCUAAUAUAAGGACAUGGGUACUAUAGCGUCGGGAAUUUAAAGGGAAACUGUCAGCAAAUGUACAACUGUGUUCCUUUAAAGGGGAACUGUCCGCAAAUGUACAACUUUCACUCUGACCCUCUCAGCCUAUUCUUGGUACACAGUGCUUAGUGUUCCAAGCUUUCAUGCGGAUUCAUGCGGAUGGGGCAGAGCCGAAAGGUGACUGACCGAAGACUUUGUGGUUAAACCUUUCACCAUUAAAUCAUUAGUAAACUGAAGGUAAACUGGAACCAUAACAACGUAAUUCUAGCUAGUUGUUAUGGUGCUCAGUGUUUUCUUUGUGUUUCUAGAACUCAGAACAUUAUUUUAAUAACAUGCUAGUUUUAUCUUAAUGCAGAAUGAUGGUUUCUUUUUAUUUAUUUUUUUAUACUUUACUGUUUUACAGCACUUUUUGCUCAGUAGAACAAGCAUACCAAAUGUUGCUCUUAAGGCGUCACUUGAAAAGCUGCAUUAAGGAAAUGCAGAGAUACAGAUCAGUGCUUCGGGCAGACCAUAAAAAGCAAUUCUGAUUUUUAAAUUGAAUCACAAGUUUACAUUUUUGGAAGAGAAAUUAUUAUUUUUCUCUUAGUAUCGAAGAGCAUCAACUCCUUCUAAACCAGACGAGUGUAAAAUUAAAAGUUUUUAUUUCCAGAGAGGAAUAAUAAUCUUAUUAAUUAAAAAUAAAAGCAGAGUUUGCAGAGACUUUAGGCAGACAUCCAUUGUCAGUAAUGACUGUUCUCACAAAUCACAAUCUACAUGUGAUGUCAGUCUGUGCAGUGCGUCACUAUACGAGGAAAUUGCAUUCUAUCCCAUGAAAUGACAUGAUCGUUUAAAUGGGAAACUAUUUCCGUCGUGUUUAUUUUUCUCAUUAAUCCCCAAACUGGUGUAAACAUGUAGCCAAAAUGUAAAACUCAGACUAAAAUAGACAAGCUUUGACUAUAGUAAAAACAAAGAAAACGUUACCUGCGCUCUGGCCUAAAUCCCCAUGUGGGUUUAAACAGAAAUGGAGGCUCUUUGGUUUUAUUCUAAUGGCCAUUUGAAUAUGUAAGCUCACCUGCCACGUCAAGGCAAGCCUCAAUAGGUGAGUUCCUACACUAGCCAUUAGAUAUGCCGAUAUCAGCCAUGAGUCUCCAAUGAGACAGGAAGGGGUAUUUUAUAAACCCUUUAACAUUUAACCCUUUAUAGGGCUUCUGCACAUACAAUAAACUUUGCUGAUAUCAGCGCGGUGCUUUAUCUUUAAGCUUUGACUAUAAGUUAGUUGGAGAAUUGUUCCGGCUCUUUCUGGCUACAUUUUGCGAUGCAGUUUUCAGUUCUCUGGAACUUGCUGGUUAGUGAAUAAAGUGUGUAAUAAGUCUUACCUGAAUCUUUUCUUACCAUGGUGACGACCUAUUCUGUGUCACCUCUAUUACAGAAAGUUCGGGUACAUGAAGCUCUUUUCCAGUUUUACAUUCAGACCGCGCAGGCCAAGCUGUCCUCUGUCAUGUGAGUGAAUAAUCAAAGGGAUUUACAGUGGGGAAUGUCCUGGUAGCCCUCAAUUGAUGUAAAUGAAUUACUUAAAGGGGCUUUCCAAGCACCAAAUGUACAAGAAUUGACCUGUUCGAUAUAGACCUGUUGAUGAGUAAAUGUGUUAUUUAGGUUGGACAUCAUUUAUUUUUUUCUACAUGAUUACAUGUUCCUUAGGGGUUGAGGUAUUGAUUCAUUUAAACACUGAUGGAUUUCAAGUCACAUUAAAUAAAUAAAUAAAUAUAUAUAUAUAUAUAUAGGGCUAGACCGAUAAUCGGUUCGGCUGAUAUUAUCAGUAUCGGCCACUAUUUACACCGAUAUUGCCGAUAAUGUGAGAGGCGGCGGAGGCCCAGUACACCCUGGGCUGGCACGUCCAUAAGGUGGAGAGGAUCACGAAGGGACAGGGAGGGAGAGGAACACUACAUAUUCUUGAAAACAAAAAAACUGACUGGCAUGUAUAUUUUGUACAUUUACCACUUGAUUAAAAAAAAGAUUUUCUAAAAAAAAUAUAUUUAAUAAACAUGCUCAGUAAACACUAGAUUUGUGUAGAAUUUUUUUUCAAAACUGAAAAUGUACAGAGUAUCGGUAAGUAAUCGGCUAUCGGCCUAAAAGUUCAGAGUAUCGGUAUCUGCUCUAAAAAAAUCAAUAUCGGUCAAUCCCUAAUAAAUAUAUAUAUAUAUAUAUAUAUAUCUCCCAAAAGUGUAGUUUGGUACAAACUAAGUCUGCUGUACAGUAAUGAUUCUUUCUCAAGCAUGUCCAAAAGCACCAACACAACUUGAACAAGUGUUGGUGCUCAGAUAUUCCUAAUUUCUUCCAAUGAUUUCACUUUGUUCUAUCAGAGAGUACAUCGUUGAUUUGCUGGAGAGUGGGCGGCAGAAGUUCCUUGUGUUUGGCCAUCACAAGCUGACCCUGGAUGGAAUCUCUGAAGAGCUGACUAAUCGGGUAAAGGCUUCUGCUUGGCACUGUAAAUUAUGUUUUUUUUUCAAUUUUGUUUCUAAUUGUAAUUAUUUUGGCCAAUCCUUGUUUUAAAGGGGCAUUCUAAGCACCAUACCAACCAAAGCUCAUUGUAGUAAAUAUUGUGCGAAGGCCAGGGUGGAAUAGGUACCAGUGGAGCUUCCCUUUUAUGUCAAACCACUCAAAAAGAAGGUUUUGAUAUAAAUUGAGGGUACGGUGCCUAUGGAUACUUUGUAUUGUUAGCCAGAGUGUACUAGGUUUGGUAUGUAGUGCGACAGAUGUUUAAAUUGCACCCACUGUAUAAUACAUAGAUUGAGAAUGUUGGUGCAAUGCUAGAUACAACUGGUAAACAUUUCUUCAGAAAGCUAGGAGAAGUUAUGCUAUAUAAUACAAAUCACACAUGUUACAGACCGUAAAAGCUCAGGUGUUCUGAUUGGUUUUAAUAUAUCUAUAUGUUUACAGCAAAACUUCUUCAUUUAUAACACUGAGAUUUUAUAUGUGGGGCUCAGGAGACAUCAUCAUAAACCGGGAGAUCCUGGUUAGGUUUAUAAAGAAUUCCGAUUUCGCAUUCUGUUCUCCUAGAGAGCAGAACUAAAAUGGCAGCAGUGUAGCUUUCACUAAUCUCAGGCAGACAGACAUGUAUGUCCCAUUUCUUCUCCGUAACAGAGACCCCUAUAGUGCAGUGUGGCAAACCUUGCAGUAUUCCCUGUUUAUUCUAAUGAAUAGUUUCACGGAUUACAUCGCUAUUCUAACUAAACAAGGAUCUGUCUGCUGAAAUAAAGGACCAUCAAAGUAUUUCCCUGUAAUCGAACACUUCUCCCUAGUGUUUAUAUUUUUAUCACCUGCAAAUCUUUGACAAAACUGGGAAUAUUGCCAGGCUUCUGGGACUCCUUACAGUGUAGCAUUUAUUAAUUUAACUCCCUUAAAUUGGAGGUAACACAGGGGGUUUCUCGUCCUUCUAUUACACAACUGAAAGAGAUGGUGCUAGAAUGGGGAAAAUGGUUUAAAGGUCAUUUAAAACACUACAUCAUGAAGUCUUAGAACAAAUUGCAUUGAAUCACCGUGCACUCAGUAGAUUUGUUAAAAUCAUCGAAUGUCAUAUUUGAGUUUAGGACAUUUUUUAAAUUUUUUUUAUUUAUUUAUUUAUUUAUUUAUUUUAAAUCUUGCAUCAAACAAUAUUUUUUUAGUUUGAUCUUUUAAAUGAAGUCUUGCUAUUUACAUUAAUUGUUCUCAAAAAUGCCAUCUGACAAGGGACAGAGAAGAUUUUUAUGCAGUUAGUAUUUCCCUACUUUUACAGUAAUUACUUACAAGACUGCAAUGCAUUUUCGAUUAAUUUAUUUGCUGCAAGUGGCUUUUGCAAUCUAUUUGUUUAUUGAAUUUAGUGUGACCUAAUUUGCAAACAUAACCAACCACAAUAUCCCAUAAAACUGCAGCUUUUACAGUGUGAACAUGAUGACACCAGUCUCAGGAAAUGGACUUAUGUGAACUUUGUUACUUUAUAUUGCUUGGAUGAGAUUUAACUUAUUAAAUAGCGGAACCAGGGCACUGACUAUGCCUCUUUUAUUAUUAAUCCAAGUUGUCACUUUUUUUCCCUCCAGAAAGUGGAUUACAUCCGUAUUGACGGCACCACCUCGUCAUCAGACCGCCAGAUGUUAUGCAAGAAAUUCCAGUUCUCGGAGGACACGUGUGUUGCUGUCUUGUCUUUAAGAGCUGCCAACAUGGGACUGACACUUUCUAGUGCUGACUUGGUUGUAUUUGCUGAGCUGUUCUGGAAUCCUGGAGUAAGGCUCUGUCCUGCUUUAAUCCUACCAAAGAUUUAAAAAUGUGUAUUAAAUUCCAUUUUAAUAUCUCCUUCCAACUCACAUACACAUGUUGUUUAAACAUGUGAAUUAGAUAUAACCUAGGUAAUUUUAGGUUAAAUGUAGUAUCCAUUGUACACACACUCAGAUUGAACAGAGCUUGCCCUAGAUUGAACCUAGACUAUUUGCUGCAUGUUGUGUGAAGGAUACAUUGCAUAGAUACUCCCACUUUAUAAUCAUUAUCUGAAGAAAUGAUAUAAAAUGAACACAAGGUACUUACUAACUGCAAUAAAAUUAAAUCCUAAUGGUCAAAAAAGAUUCUGACUAUUAUAGAAUGAAUAAGAAGGAAUAAGACAAAUAGUUAAACAAAGCUCUUAAACUGAAAAAACAGGGUCUCAUCAAAUCCCAUACAUGUACAUAGAAUAAAUUAUCAAAGAAUAUCCAGGAGCUUAUAUUAACAGUAGUAUUAACACAUAUAUUGUGUAAAUAUAAUUAGAGAAGUAUAAGGAGCAAAAUGGGAAAUGUCAUUAGAAAGUCCAAAUGAUAAUUGUAAACCAAAGCAGUCCAAAAGGAGAGGAGUCCUACUGUUAAUAUAAGCUCCUGGAUAUUCUUUGAUACUUACUAACUGCAGUUUGGACCAGUGACACAAAUCUGGGAUUGUCUUGAAUACUAUAGAAAUAGUAUCCCAUUCUGCAAUGGGAAGUAAAAAGAAUGCUUAUGUUUAAAGAGAAAAUAUGAUUUUAUUUUUUUCUCUCCCCAAUAAGUGCUGUUUACUGGGAUUAGGUGUACAGAGGCAAGUAUUAAACAAAGAAGCCUUCACUGCACUACGAGGUGUAUAUGUCAUCAGUUACCCAAUAUACUUUGCAUGUGCUUUCACUCCAGAGGAUCAUGGAACAUUUUAGAAUUUGCAUUGAAAGCCAGGCAGUGCCAGUAUAGCCUUGCAUUUCAUGAAAAUUACAAUGGGUGGGGGGGAAUAACAAUUGAUAGCUCUAGUUUACCCUUAGAAUGUGCCUGUCCCAAAAUUGCAGUUCUUCUGUGAUACUUAGAACCUAACAGAGCUGCUCUUUAACUCAUGCUCUUAUACUAAUCUCUAAGAGUAAUAAAGCAGAUAGCUGACUGCAGUGGGCUGGGAUGCAGAGAAUAUAAAUUAUUUAUAUGUAGUGUGCUUCACUAGCUUUGUGGAAUAAGAGAUCUGGGGCAGUACAGCUCAGCAGAGUCUGGGCUGUCUCCAAGGCCAGCAACAUCAGGCUAUUGGUAAACUGCAAACAAGCAAUAGUAAGUUCUUAUAAUGGGUAACUCUUUAAACCCUUGAAUUGAGACUUCAAAUUUAAUGUGUGUUCAAACACAUCAUGGUAACAAGCAUACAAAACAACCCAAAUCUUAAACUUAACCAGAUUUGUAUAUCCAGUAACUCGGAUUCCAAAGGCAGUCAACAUGGUUUGUAGCUCUACCAAACCAAAAGAUCUAUAGAUCUAAAAUCCCCAUAGGAUCCAGUUUCUGGCAGGAGAUGUGCACUUUAACGGAACACUCCUGACCCUUAAAUCGCUUCGGCUUACUUCCCGAUACUCAUACAGACCAGGGAGGUUUUCUUCCCCUCUGUGAAGCUAACCGAAGUGCCGCCACGCAGGGCCAGAGCACACUGCUUCCCCCCUUUUCAAUGAACUUUACUACAGCGCAUUGAAAAGCUGAUUGUGUGCAUGGAGGCUUCUCAGUGAGAAGCUCUGAUUGGUGUAUUCCCCUGCACACACUGAAAGAGAGGACGGCUCGCAAACUGGUUUGUCAUGUAGCUCCAAAUUAAACAUGCAAAAAAAAGGGACAGAGAAGAUGACAAAAAAACAGGCAUGUUUUCUUUGGGGUAUAUUUACUAAGUUAUUCAAACAAAAAAAGUUUUGUUUUUUUUUUGUUUGUUUUAAACUUCCACGAAUGCACUCAAUGUUGUUAAUUAAAAGUAAAUGAUUACAAAGCCAAGUUUAAGUGAAAAUUGGAGAAAAGAUAUUCCUUACAAUUUAAAAACCUCUUUCCUUUUUGCUCCAUAUUUAGUACUUUGCAGCAAAACAGCCCAAGUUUUAUGUCUAUAAAUCGCCUCUCCGUAUUCAAUAGUUGUUUGCUUCACAAUUUUGGAAGUCAGAUUUGCUCAAAUAGACUAAUUAUCUGUUUCACAACACUUGAUUGUCCAGGAAUUCUGUUUAGGGAUUAUGGUUUUACAGAACACUGCAUGUUCUGAUCUGAUUGUCCAAUCAGGUGCCUUGUUUGGAUCUGACCGGAACAGAUUAAGGCAAAGUGAAGUGCACAAGUAGCGCCCCCUCUGUACUUAUUGAAACUCUUGAAUGUAGAAAUCGAAGGGAGGGCGAGGACAAGCAAUUAAUUUCUUCCUCUGUUCUCUGACCUUUCACAGAACAUAGUGCUUAUCUAUAAUUGUAAGAACUAUCAUCAGCAACCUUUCCUACUGCUUGUUUAACACAGCAAUUCAGGACAUUUUCUAAAUAUACUACAGGUCAUUUAAGGGAUGUCUUUGUGUAUAAUUGUUGGGGAUUUUAAUUGAACAUUUACACGGUUACUCUCUGACCUGACAAUUGAAGGAAAGUGAAUUAAAGGUAAGAUUCACGGUUGAGGGUUUACUCCCAAGUGCCAUGACCAGCUGCAGUUAGUUGAAUACAAACUUUCUUGCAUGUGAACUACACAUGCAUAUCUGGACAUUUUCGAACAGACAUUGUGCAAGUUUCUUAUUGUGUGAAUGUCAGUCAUGCUUCUGUCAGUAUGGUUGCAUUGUGCUCUAUUGCGCAUUUGUGAUAAUCGCUCACGUGCCAUGCAAUACAUGGGGUACUUCUCAUUCUGCUAUGAGACUACGUGAGCAUGUUGUUUUCUCUGGCAACUGCUAUUCUCUAAGAUAAAGAAUACGAUAUUGAUAAAACAAAAUCUUUUAAAGAUAUAUUAAUUGACAGAAUGGAUUUUAAUAUUGUAGGAAGGUAAUUAAAUGUAAUUGCUGGUGCCUUAAUGUAUGUCCUGCUUUCUGCUUGCAGGAAUAUAAAAUGGAAGAUAAAAUUGUUAAAGAUUCAGAGUCUGUAUACAUUUGUUAUAUUCUUGUUACACGCUAAUAUUUGUAUUUGUUCUGUUCUAGGUUCUGAUCCAAGCAGAAGAUCGGGCUCAUAGAAUCGGACAGACAAGUUCAGUGAACAUUCACUAUCUUGUUGCGAAAGGCACAGCUGAUGACUAUUUAUGGUAGGCAGCUGACUGUGGGGAUGAUGAGACUGUUAGUGUAGCUCGUGGAUCACUAGUGUUGUGCACAUGACAUUUUUAUAAUGAGCCAUUUCAUAGAUCUGGAUUUGUUAAGAUAUAAUCUGAAAGUGCUCUCAAUAGUGUUCUUUUCCAUGGUACAAUAAAGUUGUUGAAUUAUGCUACUCUAAGCAUGUAGACUGUAACCGGAAUCAUUCUGUAUAUGAUUUAAUACAUCACUUUUUCUCUGCUUCCCAUUUCCCUCAUAAAAGUGAUAAUCUCCCCAGAUUAUUACCUGAGCCUUUACCUACUUAAAACCAAUACGUGCACCGCUCACUUUUGACUUUGUGAAUUUUAGAAGCAAUCUGAUAAUGAGCAGCUCUGCCAUGUCCCAUUGGGGUCAGACCAUCCCAAGUUUAAAGUGAAAGGGAUACUUUUAGCACCAAAACAACUUCAUCUUACUAAAGCCGUUUUGGUGUAUAGACCAUGCCCCUGCAGUCUCACUGCUCAGUUCUCAUUUAGGAGUUAAAUAAUUUUUUGUUUCUGUUUUUGCAGCCCUAUCAACAACUUCCCUGGCAGUGACUGACACAACCUCUGGAAAACACGCUUUAAUUUUCAAUCAGAUCUUACGGUAUAAUGUGUUUUCUUUAGAGGUUUGUAGCUACUGCGCUGUAAAUUGAACUUUAGUCACACACAGGGGAGCUCCUGUAGGCUGCAGCAGGCUUUAACAGAGCAGUAGAUAAGACCUUCUAAAUGAAACACAAUGUGCAAUAAGUUUAAACAUUGGUUCUGUCUUCAUAGGAAGUGUGAGAAGACUUGGUAAGUCACAUCCAGAGGAAGUGUGGCUAGACUGCAUAAACAAAGUGAAUUAACUCCUAAAUGGUAGAAAAUUGAGCAGUUGGACUGCAGGGGCAUGAUCUAUACAUCAAUACCACUCCAUUCAGCAGAAGUUGUGUUUGUGCUUACAGUGCCCCUUUAAGUCUCCAAAUAUCUGUAUUCGUCUGGAUUUAUUGUAAAGAUAUAUGGUUAAGUCUUUUGUGAGUUACAGGGCUCUGUCUCUGGAGAGCUACUGGGUUCAGUAUCCAGUGUAUAUUGACACUAAGUAGUUGCAUAUUUUGCAAAGACCCCCAUAAAGUGACAUCUCUGGUUUGGGUCAAGUAGCCAUUGUGUGCAGUCAAAGGUAAGUUCACUUAUCUAAUGCUGUCCCUUGUGACCCCUGCCAUCUUCUUCCUGUACGUGCUCUUCGGCUCCUGGUGCUUCAUUUGCGCAUGCAUGAGAGUAUAACAUUAAAGUUUCUGGAGGGUCCUGCAAGACUGUGAGAGCCUCUAUAGAUGGCAUUUUGCAAUGAGCAAGACUAUAAAUAAAUCCCACAUACAUCACGUGUGAUGACUGCUAGGAUUGGACAAAACUGCUAGGAUUUGCCAACCUAAGAUUUACCUACUUUAUCUCAUGGUAUGUUUGGUUUCAACGAAAUUCCAAGACAGCAGAAUAUGUAUUUAAGAAAGAUUUAAUCUUUAUGAAAUACUAAGAGGUGACACAGCUUUAACAUAAUAAAUGGGUUACCAACGUCAUUGAUGGUACUUCUGACUCUGCGAGGGAUAAAAUUAUAUAAGUAUGUGGGAUAAUGCAUGCCAGUGAAGAGGUUAUGAGUGACAGAGAUGUCUUCGACAUGAAACACAAUUUUGAAUUUGAGUGCUUCAAUAUUUAGUGCUUUGUUGUCUAGUAAGAAAGAUGUAUUGAUUCCGUGUGCUUAUGUUUGACUAGUAAAAUCUGUGUGUUUGUGUCAUAUUAUUCUUUUUCAGGCCAAUAAUUCAGAGAAAGAUUGAUGUUCUCGGACAGGCUGGGUUAUCGGAGUCUGCUUUUUCUGAGAACACAGAAUCUACAGAUUUUUUGAAAAAGGUAAGUCAGAUUCCAAACACUUAGUUGCCUGCUCAGCCAUUUGCUAAGCAAAAAUGAAUAUUAUACACUUAACAAAUAGAAAUAUGGUCGAUCAGGGAGCACUGCUUAUGUAACCAAAGACACUGAGGGUAAAAAUAGGAGUUUCUUAUAUAUUCAUGUUGCAAAAUAAUAAUGUAAACAUUUUACCUUACAAUGUAGUCACCAAAACAACUUUAGCUCAAUGAAACCCCUGCAGUCUCACUGCUCAAUUCUGUCAUUUAGGAGUUAAAUCAAUUUGUUUAUACAGCCCGAUUUACACCUCCCUACAGGUGACUUGCACAGCCUUCCUAAACACUUUCUGUAAAAUGUCAUCUAAUGUUUAUACUUCCCUUAUUGUAAAUUCACAUAGAUUUAGAAUUUCGUAUCUCCUGCUCUGUUAAUAACUUGCUAGACCCAGCGUAAUUAAAAGUUCAAUUUACAGAGCAGAAGAUGAUGAAUCUGAGUAAGUUACCAUCUAAAUGAAAAUGAAACAUUUUUUUCAUGCAGGCUGUGUCAGUCACAGCCAGAGUAGAUGUGGCAAAAGUGAUUUAACUCCCAAAUGGCGAGGCAUGAUUUAUACACGCAAACUGCUUCUUUAAGAUAGUUGUUUUGGUGACUAUAGUGUCCCUUUAAAUAAUAAAAAAAUGACUGUUUUCCUUCAUUGAUUUCUUGUAGGAUCCGAAACAGAUGAUUCUUGAUGAUCUAUUCAUGGUGUCUAACACGGAGGACAGAGAUAUUGAUAAUGUAGAUAAUGUAGAUGAAGCUUUAUUUCUAAAGGCCUGUGAGGAAGUGGAACAAGAAACUCCGCUGGACUACAGCUCAGACGAAUACGUGGCAAGCCCCUCCAAAAAAAGGAGAACCGAAGAUCCGUUUAAAUCAUGGCGUUAAAAGGAAGAUAGGUUUUAUCUGUACAGUGUUUGUAAGAUUUUUAUUUUUAAACUUUAAGUAUAUUUUGUACCGUUUAUAUCAUAUUAAAGUUCUAAUAGUUCUU
This is a messenger RNA of Pelobates cultripes (western spadefoot toad), 36193 nucleotides long. The record is from the annotation of a GenBank genome assembly. NCBI's taxonomy places the organism in Eukaryota, Metazoa, Chordata, Amphibia, Anura, Pelobatidae.